Microtus oregoni (creeping vole) is the source of this 4024-nucleotide messenger RNA. It is a transcript of the gene Lrrc40, whose product is annotated as leucine rich repeat containing 40. NCBI's taxonomy places the organism in Eukaryota, Metazoa, Chordata, Mammalia, Rodentia, Cricetidae. The coding region runs from base 40 to 1851 and encodes 603 amino acids. Gene Ontology annotation, molecular function: protein binding. The record is from RefSeq and is a predicted model, not a curated record. The transcript has 15 exons.
CACGGCCGCGCCCGGAGUUGCCCGAAGGAGGGUUUGAAUAUGUCGCGCCAGCUGAGAACAUCAAGGUUUGACCCUCGUGCGGGAUUUCACGCGGAGGGCAAGGACAGCGGCCCCUCAGUUCCCCAGGGCCUCCUGAAGGCAGCGAGGAGCAGCGGGCAGCUCAACUUGGCGGGAAGGAACCUCGGGGAAGUCCCUCAGUGUGUUUGGAGAAUAAAUGUGGACAUCCCUGAGGAGGCCAAUCAGAAUCUUUCAUUCAGCUCUACUGAACGAUGGUGGGACCAGACAGAUCUGACCAAACUCAUCAUCUCCAGCAAUAAACUCCAGUCUCUCUCUGACGACCUCCGGCUCUUGCCUGCCCUCACUGUUCUUGAUAUACAUGAUAAUCAGCUGACAUCGCUCCCUUCAGCUAUCAGAGAGCUAGACAAUCUUCAGAAACUUAACGUCAGCCAUAACAAACUGAAAAUGCUUCCUGAAGAAAUUACAAGUUUAAAAAACCUGAAGGCGCUGCACCUCCAACACAAUGAGCUGACAUGCCUACCUGAAGGCUUUGAGCAACUUUCCAGCUUAGAAGAUUUAGAUCUUUCAAGCAAUCGUCUUGCAGCUGUGCCUGCUGGUUUUGCUUUGCUGUCCAGUCUGCUGAGGCUCAAUCUUUCCAGUAACCAGUUGAAAAGUUUGCCAGCAGAAAUAAGCAGAAUGAAAAGAUUGAAGCAUUUGGAUUGUGACUCCAAUCUCCUGGAGACUGUGCCCCCUGAUGUGGGCAGCAUGGAAUCACUGGAAUUGCUUUAUUUGCGGAGGAAUAAAUUACGUGUUCUACCUGAAUUUCCUUCUUCUAGGCAACUAAAGGAAUUGCAUCUCGGUGAAAACCAGAUUGAAAUGUUAGGCGCAGAGCAUCUUCAGCACCUGCAGGCCAUCCUGGUGCUGGACCUAAGGGGCAACAAGCUGCGGUCUGUGCCUGAGGAACUGUCCCUGCUGCAGUGUCUGGAAAGGCUUGACUUGAGCAACAACGACAUCAGUAGUCUGCCCUGCUCAUUAGGAAACCUUCAUUUGAAAUUCCUGGCACUAGAAGGAAAUCCUCUAAGAACCAUUCGAAGAGAAAUUAUAGCUAAAGGAACUCAAGAAGUCCUAAAAUACCUACGAAGCAAGAUCAAAGAUGAUAGUGGGACCAGUCAAAAUGAUUCUGUUCCUGCGACUGCCAUGACACUACCUAGUGAAUCCAGAGUCAAUGUCCAUGCCAUAGUCACACUAAAGCUGCUGGACUACAGUGAUAAACAAGCAACCUUGAUUCCUGAUGACGUAUUUGAUGCCACAAGAAGCAACACCAUCACUUCCAUCAACUUCAGUAAGAACCAGCUGUGUGAGAUCCCCAAAAGGAUUAUUGAGCUGAAGGAGAUGAUAUCAGAUGUCAACCUUAGUUUUAACAAGCUUUCCUUUAUAUCCCAGGAGUUAUGCUUGCUUCAGAAAUUGACAUUUUUAGAUUUAAGGAAUAAUUUUUUAAGUUCUUUGCCUGAAGAGAUGUCAUCACUGACAAAACUGCAAAUGAUCAAUCUUUCCUUUAACAGGUUCAAAGUGCUGCCUCCAGUUCUGUAUGACAUCCCCACAUUAGAAGCAGUUCUGAUCAGCAACAAUCAGGUUGGCUCUGUGGACCCUCACAAGAUGAAGCUGAUGGAAAACCUGAGCACUCUGGACCUUCAAAACAACGACCUCCUGCAGAUCCCACCAGAGCUCGGGAACUGUGUGCAGCUACGAACCCUACUGCUAGAUGGAAAUCCCUUCCGAGUCCCUCGAGCAGCCAUAUUGGUGAAAGGCACAGCUGCUGUGCUGGAGUAUUUGAGAGACCGAAUCCCUGCCUGAGUCCAGCGGGCAUCCCACCCUGCUGCUCCUUCUGGAUAGGAAGGGCCAGCCCGCAGUGCUGCUGUAUCCCAAGUGUCGCUGUGUUCACUCCAAUAAAUGUGUCGUUUGUGAAGUACUGUGAGCAUUUAUAAUGGUGUUGGCUGCAACACAUCUUAAAUGUUUUGCCAACUCAUCCAUUAUGACAUUGCAAAAACUUAUUUCAUGAGAUUUAAUAUCAUAAUGAUAAGGCAACCAUCUUUUUAGAUCGGGGUUCCUCCUGGUUUCUUUUUAUUUUCCAUAUAAUGUGAACUGAACAAGACUGUAUUAGCUGUAAGUCAGCAAAUUUUACUAAGUAUUAUUCUUUGGCAUUUGAAAGAAAAUCAGGCUUUUUAUUGCCCAGGAAUUUAAACUUUCUGUGUGGUCAGUGUCAAUGCAUUUUAUAUUUAGGGUUUUUGGUGUUUUUAUUUUCUUAUUUUUUUAACUUCAUAUAUGUGUAUGGGUGUCCUUUAUACCAACCUGGUACCUCUUAUUCUAGCACUGUGGUUCUGAAAUCUGCUUACAGCCUGAUUAAAGCUAAACUGGCAGUUUUACAGUAAUUUUCUAAAAGGGAAUUAGUUAUAAGCAAGCUUAAUUUAAUAAAAACCAAAUAUAAACAUUGUUGUUUACACUGAAAUUAUCAAAAGCAGGUUUUGAGCCAUCCAGGCUCACCAUAUGAUUGUGUCAAGAAGCCAGUUGAGUAGUAGCAUGUGUCAGUGGGCGGAGGACGGAGGUAGAGAACUUGCAGGUGAUUGAGGCUGUUGAUGUUAGGGAAAGUCAGUGCUAACAAAGAUACAUGCUUCAUGUUCAUAAUAAAAGUUACAUUUUUAGAAAAAGAAACAUACCUUUUCCAUGUCACAGCUCCCUAUCAGAAUCUGCUUCCAUAGUAAACCAGACACCGUGUAAUAAGGUGAUGUUUUAUUAUUUAUACAAUAAAGAGACUUUUAUGUUAUUCAAAACACUUUUUUAAAUACUGAAAAAUUUGAGUACAGCAGAACCUAAAAAUGGCUCUGCUGUACACCGCACAGCGCAGUUAUCUGUACAGAGCGCAUCUGCAGAUGCUUCCAGACUACACCCUACCUACCCUUAACCCAGUGCUAGUGCACAAGACAGCUGGAGAGCACAGACACACUGCAGAGGGGAAAUACAGGUUAGCGGAACUUUGCACAUAAGAUUAAACAGCUUUCAAGGUUGUUAUGGUCUCAUAUGGCAAAAAAAAACAUGAAGUACAUUCACAAUCUAUGUUAGUAAAUUAGUGUUUCUUCAUUCAGUUUUAUUUACAUCAGUAUGUAGUUCAACUAAAAAGUACUGUUAAUCAUGGUACAUUGUUUUUUUAACACAUACAAAAAUGACAACUUUUAUAUAUAAUUUUAAGCUCAAAAUCACAAUUAUCUCAAAAUAUUAAUUACAAUACAGCCAUUUCAAUUAAACAUAUCAUGGUUUGAUUUUUUUAUAUAAAAUGGUAAACUUUAUUAUUAAAGUAAGCAAUUUGUUUUGAAUUGGCUAGAGUACACCCAAGUAGAAAAUCUAAAUGUGAUGUGUGAGGUGUUUGCUGCCCCUCCCACCCGGUUUGUAUGGAGCCACCUAGGCUAGCAAAGAGACGGAAAAGGCCCCGGUUUAUAAGUAUUGAGCCUCAUUUGCUAAACUGCCUUGGCUUCUUGGUUCUUGGUAAAAGCUCUACGAAGGGAGUGUCCAUAGACUGCAGUGAAAUGCAUGCAAUUAUAUACAGCGUGUAGAAUGUCAGUUCACCGACACACAUCGAAAUGUCCACAUAGACGGCAAAGGAUGGACGGAAGGAGCACUUCACCACGUGAGUGUUGUCAGCUAGAGCAGAGUUUUAGGAAUGAGGUCCCAGUUUAAGCUCUGACAGGAGGAGCCCUGGUUACUGUGGAUGUGUUAUCUGGGCGCCGCACUUAUGUAGUGAAAUCAGAACCCAUCAGAGUUUUGGUCUAGAGACCUGAAGCUGUGCCACCACUUAGGAAUCUCUCUUAUGCCUUUUCUGAGAGUGAAAUAUUUAACUGACUUAUAUGACCUCAGGAAUUUGUGUGUGUGCUUGACACAUAAAACAUUAGAACUAGAAUAAAGAAAUAGAUUUUCCUCCCACAAAUUACUGAGAGCAAAAGUCAUUGAUCAAAUAAUUUUGAAAAUGAAAAAUAAA